AUGCGUGUCGAAAAGUGCUACUUCUGUUCUACCAAUGUCUACCCCGGCCAUGGAUCUGCUUUCGUGAGGAACGAUUCGAAAGUAUUCCGCUUCUGCACAUCAAAAUGUCAUAAAAACUUCAAGAUGAAACGAAACCCUCGUAAAGUAAGAUGGACGAAAGCGUUCAGAAAGGCCGCUGGUAAAGAAAUGACCAUUGACUCUACAAUUGAUUUCGAGAAACGCAGAAAUGUUCCUGUAAGAUACGACAGAAAUUUGAUCGAAACUACAGUCAAGGCCAUGAAGAGAGUGGGAGAAAUCAAAGCGAGGAGAGAACGUGUAUUCUUCAAACACAGAAUGGCUGCCAGCAGAGAAAAACAGAGAGCACACCGCAAGAAGGUCAUGGAAGCCGCCAAAACUUCCUCUGUCAAGUUGCACGAACCUAUAUCUAUAGAAUCCACAACCAGCCAAGAGAAAAUCAAGGUUCCUGUCAAAGCGAGGUCUGCUCUCAUUCAAGGAGAAGGCCGCUCAAUGGGCAUGGAGAUCGAUUAG
Molecule: messenger RNA, 528 nt
Organism: Psilocybe cubensis
Lineage: Eukaryota; Fungi; Basidiomycota; Agaricomycetes; Agaricales; Agrocybaceae
Exons: 6
Coding region: 1-528 (175 amino acids)
Biological process (GO): ribosomal large subunit biogenesis
Cellular component (GO): nucleolus
Source: RefSeq, a predicted model, not a curated record